Volvox carteri f. nagariensis is the source of this 1281-nucleotide messenger RNA. RefSeq lists its product as uncharacterized. The coding region runs from base 547 to 1281 and encodes 244 amino acids. The transcript is spliced from 6 exons. The record is from RefSeq and is a predicted model, not a curated record. NCBI's taxonomy places the organism in Eukaryota, Viridiplantae, Chlorophyta, Chlorophyceae, Chlamydomonadales, Volvocaceae.
AUUGACUGGCUGCUUCGGGACACCUGCAGCCCUGAAGCCACAGGGCCCGGCCCCACGAGCUUGCACUCGGUACAUUUCGAUGCCUGCUUUAAGCUAAACCUGCUGUCCCAUAAGGGCUACGUUUCUGGCUACACACAGCUAGGGCGGCGCUGCUACUUCUUGCCCAACGCAUCGAUACAGCAGGUCCUGGCUGCGGAAUCGAGAAGGGUAUGUUGCGUCUGGACGGCUGGCACCUGGAUUUCUCUAUGACUUUCGGGGCUUGCAAUUGCAGAACCUCAUCACGGCUGUCGGUGUCGUGUUAUGCCGGCAUGGUAUGAGCACGCACGCAUACUCCACUGCUGCACGCAUACUCCACUGCUGCAGCGGCACGCAUACUCCACUGCUGCAGCGCUGUCCGUCCUUGCAGCUGGCACCGCUGUACAGUGCUGGUGGUAGGGUAUCGCGUGCAGAUGGGGCAAGUCAUAUGCCAAGUGGCUGGAAUGCCAGACACAGACCUGCAGUGGCUGGGCAGAGGCAUGCGCCCACUCAUUCCUCCCUGGCACCGAUAUGCUCACAGUUACGCAUGCCAGAAAGCGUUUGGGCACCUUUGGCAGGAUGCACGGUGUGGGACAGGGGACGGGCGAGGCAGCAGAGAUAUUCAACAGUGUGGCCGGUCCGCAUGGCCGUAUCGCACAAUACAUGCACCCUGUCACUAGGAAAGAGCACUUGGACCGCGUGGCGCGGCUGUACUGCAGGGAUGUCGUACAGCAGUCCCUCCAGCAGCAGCCUCGGCAGCUGGAAGCAGCUGACAUGGUGCCUGCCAGCCCAGCGGCUGAGUAUGCUCUCUGCCGGUUCACUCUUCAGAAGCUGCAGCGGGAGGACACCCUCGAAGCCAGCUCUGAUGCGGUGCGGCUUGGGUUGCUCUUCCCUGGUGCUGACUCUGUGCUGGGUAGGCAGCGCCCAGCCCUUAUCCGUACAACAAAAACCCAGGCUGCCGAUCUUGAGAAGCCCCGCUAUGACCCUGCUGCUUGGGGACCUGAGUCCGAGCUUAUGAGUGCGGCGCUGGGGAGCCUGGCGAAGGGAGAGCUGCGGAAGCUUUUUGCGGAGCCGACAAUGCAUGCCCUGGAGCACGUGGUACGGCGACUCGGUGGGCGGCGGCAUCAGCAGCAGCUGGCCAUUAAGGAGAAAAGGCGCGCGAGGCAAUGGUUUGUGCAGCUUUGGGAGCAGCUUACUAGCUGGAGUGCUGUAUCUGGAGCGGUGACACCGGAGCUUGGGCAGGCAUUGGCCAUGAAGGAACGCUAG